GACGAAUCAUAAAAGAUAGUGUAUUACAUGUUGCCCACUGAAUCUGGGGGUCAAUGUCUCCAUAAGCGUUGCCAUUACUGAUAAAACUCCAGCUAUAAAAACUUCAGUGCAAGAUAGUGAUAAGUGUAUCUCCCAUCAAGAAGCAAAAUGAAGAAGAAUCCAUCUCUUUUGGCAUCAACAUUACUACUGUUAUUAUUCAUUACCAACACUACUUUCUUAAGAUCUAAAACAGUAACAGCAGUUGAAGCCUUGGUUCCUCGAUCUAAGACAUUCAAGUAUGUAAACCAUGGAGAACGUUCAGAAUAUGCAACAGAAUACGAAACCCAUCCAUCUUACCUAUUCAUUCCCCAAAUUGCACACCAUCCGUUUAUGCUAGCCUUUUAUAGUACAACUCCAAAUGCUUUCACUCUAGGCUUGUCCAUGGGUUACCCUCUGAUGACUCGUGCUCGUAAAGCUCGCCACUAUUCACCGAUGAUUUUAAAGCGUUGGGUUUGGUCAGCUAACCUGCACAAACCUGUCCGUGAGAAUGCAACCUUAACAUUUGGUGGUGACGGUAACCUUGUCUUAGCUGAAUCCAGUGGUCGUAUCGCUUGGCAAACUCGCACUGCCAACAAAGGAGUAGUUGAUCUCAAAUUACUCCCAAAUGGUAACUUGGUUCUUGUCAACAAGAACGGCGGGGUUGUUUGGCAGAGUUUUGAUUACCCGACCGAUACGCUCUUGAAUGGCCAAGGUCUGCGCGGUGAUGGUUCAAACAAGCUAGUGAGCGGAUCAUAUAGUAUGGUCAUGGACGUUGAUGCAAACCAGAGACAACUUCUCACUCUAUUCUUCGAUGGCGCAAAAAAGAAUUCCAGUCAACGGCCAAUAUUGUUGGCUUACCAUGUUAUAGAAUACUGGUAUUUCAAUUGGUACGAUAAAGUAAAUUUUUACUCUGCUCCCCUGCAAUACGGUGUUGAUGGAAGUGACAUUGCUAAUGAAUUAGGCCUAUCAUGGUUAGGUAAAGAAAGGGAGAGAACACUCUGGGCAGAACCGAAAUACAAUAGUACAUUGUCAAUGCUUCGGUUAACAAGAGAUGGCAACCUUCGUGUUUAUACCUACAACGAGAUAGAAGGGCAUCGUGAUGCGUGGGAGGAAACAUAUACUCUUUUCUCUGGAAAUCAAUGUAUUUUGCCAGAAAAAUGUGGGGGUUUUGGGCUUUGCUCAAAAGGGAACUGUGUUGCUUGUCCUACAUCUGAAGGGUUAAGGGGAUGGAGCGAAAAAUGUAAACCUGCAAAACUUCCUGCCUGCAAAUACGAUUCUACUAGUAAUAACAGGACCUCCUCGGACGCAAAAUUGGUUGAUUACUACAAACUAAAGGGUUUGUCUAGUUCUUUGCGAAGAAAUCUUAGAGAUGGGAUAUCGACGGAUUUUGUAAAGAUGAAAAUUGGCGAGUGCAGGAAAAAUUGCAGUGAGGAUUGCAAGUGUGUUGGUUUCUUUUAUAGAACAUCCGAGCAGGAUUGUUUGCUCGUUACUUACGGAUUGUUUACACUGACUACUGACCCAGAAUGGGACGAGGUCCACAUAAAUGAUUCCAAAGCUGAUGGUUAUAUAAAGUUUGCGAAAUAGGCUAUACUAUGUCUAGUGAGUAUAACCUAGAAACUUUUGAACACAUAGUAUCAUAUGUAUGAGAUGCACUCGUCAUAAAUUUGGAUUCAUAUUUGAACUUAUUCUUCUACUUUUUUUUGAAGCAACAUUUGAACUUAUUCUUGUAG
Messenger RNA from Papaver somniferum (opium poppy), 1748 nucleotides. Its product is annotated as epidermis-specific secreted glycoprotein EP1-like. NCBI's taxonomy places the organism in Eukaryota, Viridiplantae, Streptophyta, Magnoliopsida, Ranunculales, Papaveraceae. The transcript has a single exon. Bases 148 to 1602 code for a protein of 484 amino acids. The record is from RefSeq and is a predicted model, not a curated record.